UGUCUCUUUAUUUUCUCUCUCUUCUAAACACACUCUUCAGUCUUCACUUCCCUUCAACACACAGAAAAAAAAGCUCUGAACUUUCUCUGAUUUUCAACAACCCCAUUUCAAAAUCAACCUUCAUUCACCAUUUCCAUGCAGAAAUUUCAUCUGGGUCUUUCUCAAAUCCCUCAUUCACCAUCCAUGGAAGAAGAGCACUCUUCAUCUUCAAUGUCAAUCCUAAGCACACCAUUUCUAGAAACUCCAAGAAAAACUCCCUCAAAACCAAACAAAAGAACCAUAGUCACAACAUUAAUGGAAGCUGCAACUUUCACAUCUUCUUCAUUCAAAGAAGACACAUAUUUCAUUUCCAACCUCAAAUCCUCAGAGAAAAAAGCAUUGAAACAGUUGAAGGAAAAGCUCUUAGCUUCUGAUGAAAUUACCAACAAUGGUUCCAUGUGGGGUGUUUGUUUGAUUAAAGGUGAUGAUGUUGCUGAUGUGUUACUCUUGAAGUUUCUUAGAGCUAGAGACUUUAGAGUCAAUGAUGCUUACACUAUGCUUGUGAAGUGUCUUUCUUGGAGAAAAGAAUUUGGUGCUGAAAAUGUUGUGGAUGAAGAUUUGGGAUUCAAAGAGCUUGAAGGUGUUGUUGCUUUCACUCAUGGGUUUGAUAGAGAGGGACAUCCUGUGUGUUAUAAUCAUUAUGGUGUGUUCAAAGAUAAGGAAAUGUAUGAGAGGGUUUUUGGUGAUGAAGAGAAGUUGAAGAAGUUUUUGAGGUGGAGGGUUCAAGUUCUUGAGAGAGGGAUCAAGCUUUUACAGUUUAAACCUGGUGGGGUGAAUUCUUUGAUUCAAGUCACUGAUCUUAAGGAUAUGCCUAAGAGUGAGUUAAGGGUUGUGUCAAAUCAAAUCAUGUCAUUGUUUCAAGAUAACUAUCCUGAAAUGGUUGCUCGUAAGAUUUUCAUCAAUGUACCAUGGUAUUUCAGCAUGUUGUAUUCAAUGUUCAGUCCAUUUCUGACUCAAAGAACUAAGAGCAAGUUUGUGAUCUCUAAGGAAGGAAAUGCUGCUGAAACACUCUACAAAUUUAUAAGGCCUGAGAAUAUUCCUAUUCAAUAUGGUGGAUUGAGUCGACCUAGUGAUUUUCAGAAUGGUCCCCCAAAACUAGCUUCUGAGUUCACUGUUAAAGGAGGAGAAAAAGUGAACAUACAAAUAGAAGGAGUUGAGAGUGGUGCAACAAUCAAGUGGGAGAUUGUAGUUGGAGGCUGGGAUUUGGAAUACAGUGCUGAAUUUGUUCCAAAUGCAGAAGCUAGCUACACUAUAGAAGUUGAAAAGGCAAGGAAAGUUAAUGCAUCAGAAGAAGCAAUUCAGAAUUCAUACACAUCAAAAGAAGCAGGCAUAAUGGUACUCUCGGUCGAUAACUCUGCGUCUAGGAAGAAAAAAGUCGCUGCUUAUCGCUAUUUUGUUCGAAAAUACAACAGCAAUACACCAUCUGAUAUGCAAUUAAGCCUCAAAAUCAAAUAGUGGUCACAACAACAAUACAUUUCCCUUAUGUUUUUGCUGGUGAUUUAAUCAUGUUAAAAAUGGUACUUAGUGGUGUAUUAGUACUUGUUUGGUUUAUGAUGUAAAAAAUAGUGAGAAAUGGUGCAUGAUCAAUUGAGUAAAGAAGAAAAGCUAUUAAUUUUGCGUAUUGUGAUGAGUUUUGUCAGAGGGUAUUGUCAUUAUUGACAUGUGUGUAUGAAAGUACUAGUGAAUUGAUUGAAUAUAGACCUUGGUCAAUGAAUUUACCUGCUCUUGAA
Medicago truncatula (barrel medic) is the source of this 1769-nucleotide messenger RNA. RefSeq names its product patellin-6. Bases 136 to 1494 code for a protein of 452 amino acids. The transcript is spliced from 4 exons. Lineage: Eukaryota; Viridiplantae; Streptophyta; Magnoliopsida; Fabales; Fabaceae. Gene Ontology annotation, molecular function: lipid binding. The record is from RefSeq and is a predicted model, not a curated record.